Messenger RNA from Seminavis robusta, 2195 nucleotides. The record is from the annotation of a GenBank genome assembly. NCBI's taxonomy places the organism in Eukaryota, Bacillariophyta, Bacillariophyceae, Naviculales, Naviculaceae.
AUGGUAACGACUUCCGAUGACGACGUUGCUAACCCUCCAGCCAUCUCGGCGGCACCAAGCCAGGAGGAGCAGAAUGAUUCAACAACAACCGUGAUAAGGGACAAUGAUAAGCAAUCCGAUUUGGAAGCUCGAGAACCACCUAAGGAAUUGGAAGAAGAAGAAACACGCGCCACAAAAAAAGAUGCCAAGCCUUCUGCUAACACUGCCGCCACCAUGGACAAUGUCAUUAUUGGCAUGGAACAACAACAACAACAAGAAACCCGUGUGACCAAACUGGGUGUCGCGGAAAAAGGAGCAGAACAAGCCAGUUGUUCCGCCACCACAGGUGAUCUAUCUAUUGAAGUUGUAGAUUCAGAAGACCUGAAUAUUGUUAUAAGAGACAACGACACGCAUGGCAUGACGGCAGAGGACGAUUUACCCCCUGCAGUAGAAUCCACCGAGUUGGCAGCAGAUCGAUGGUUCGCACUAGCAUUCUUGGGAGCCAAGUUGUCCUUUGCCGACCUUUUCCCAUUGGAGUUCUACAGCAUGACAAAUAUCCAGUUCAUUCACCUUGGUCCAGAUUUGACCGGUACUCUACCUACAGAACUUGGUUUGAUGACAGGUCUGUUGGACCUACACUUCUUUAUGAACCUUUUCACAGGUCCAAUUCCCAGUGAGCUGGGGCUGUUGACCAAGCUGACAGGGUUGGGCCUCCCGAACCCAUAUCUUUCAGGCACUAUACCCAGUGAGCUUUGGUUGAUGACCUCCCUGAAAAAAUUGCAGUUGGGCGAUGCGUUUGAAUUGCAUGAACAAGGAAGCCUUCUAAGUGGCCAGAUUCCCAGUGAGGUUUGGUUAUUACCAGAGCUAAAUGGCCUGUGGAUUGCAAAUACCAUGAUGACAGGUUCCCUUCCCAGCGAAAUUGCAAUGGCUACAAACAUGGAAUCGAUUAUUUUGAACAACGUUUCGCUGACUGGUUCACUGCCCAGUGAGAUUGCAAUGAUGUCCGUGCUGCAAGAUAUCGACUUCAGAAGGAAUCAGCUAUCAGGGCCGAUCCCAAAGGAACUGCAACAAAUGACAUCUCUGGGGUGGAUGUUCCUCGAUGACAACAACUUUUCUGGUAGUCUUCCUGUCUUUUUGCAAUCAUCGGCAAACAUCACAAGACUAACACUGGGAGGCAACCGUUUCUCUGGCCACAUCCCUUCCGAAUAUGGGGGGAUGACGGCCCUGCAAAUGCUGCUUUUAACCAAUUUGCCAUUGCUGACAGGGACGGUUCCAUCCGAGUUGAGUUCCUUGUCUGAACUGGUCCGUUUGGACCUGAGCGGCAGUGAUGGCCUAAUGGGAUCUCUGGCAGAUGAUUUGUGUUACAUGCAGAAUUCAUCAUCUGCCCAGUGCCUUGUCCGCUAUUCAUGCCUUCUCCGCUUUGAAUGCACUGACCAGUUUUGUGGUUGUGAUUGUCCAUGCUCACAGAACAAUCAAACAGUCUACGAUUAGCAGAAUAUAAUCAAUACAAUUACUUGAGUAUACCGGUACUGGUGCAAUAUGCUUUGGGUAGCUGGCUAGUGUCGACUUUUUCAAGAAAAGCUGGCUAUAAGAAACCACUAGCAUUCUCUGUUAGCAUCCAUCACAAAAGGGACUGCCGAAUGUGAUGCAUAGCUAGGCAGCUAACUAGCUAGCCAGUGGCUUGCUUUUUGGGAGAUUCAAUUCAGUUUGCAUUAUUUGCAAGAACAGACAAGGCAGAUAUUAUGAUACUACGGGUUAGAGAAGUGGACUGUGGUGGUGGAGGAUGGGUUGGCAUUUGCAGUUUUACCAGUACCGUACGAUGUCUAGUAGUGUGAUGGGUGAUCCAUCACAAUGGGAGUACUGUGGCUUAGAGGGAACUUUAGAUCCUCCAUCCGCAGUUUGGGAGCUACGAUACGGCUAGCUAGCUAUAGCUCUGACAGCUACAGGUAGUCUGGCUACUAGCAAAUGGGUGGAGCCGAUCAGAUCAAUCAAUUUUGUGCUCGUUACGUUACGUCCCGAUGAUACGGUACCGGUACGUUACGAUAGACUACAUUCUAGCUGCUAGAACAGAAGAAGAAGAAGAGGUCUAUCGAUAGUGUAUGGUGUUCUAUUCUAGUUAGCUAUUAUGUUUAGCUGGCAACAUUAUUGGGUGCAUGGAUGCUGUAGUUGGUUGUAGACUAGCUAGUUGUUCGCAAUGAUAUGAAAUAAAAUGUAGC